Vicugna pacos (alpaca) is the source of this 1542-nucleotide messenger RNA. The record is from RefSeq and is a predicted model, not a curated record. Lineage: Eukaryota; Metazoa; Chordata; Mammalia; Artiodactyla; Camelidae.
AUGGAGGAAAAAGAGGCAGGGACUCCUCCGCUCACCCCAUCCAAGAAGGGGAGCCUCCAACCCACACUGGUGUUGGCCACACUGAGCACAGCCUUUGGCUCGGCCUUCCAGUAUGGCUACAACAUCGCCGUGGUCAACACGCCGCACAAGGUCUUGAAGUCCUUUUAUAACGAAACCUACUUGGAGCGACACGGAACCUCCAUGGACGAGAGGGUCACGCUGUUGCUGUGGUCUUGCACGGUGUCCAUGUUUCCUCUGGGCGGCUUGGUGGGCUCGCUGGUUGUCGGCCUGCUGGUUGACAAAUGUGGCAGAAAGGGCACCCUGCUGAUCAACAACGUCUUUGCCAUCACCCCCGCCAUCCUGAUGGGAGUCAGCAAAGUGGCCAAGGCUUUCGAGCUGAUCAUCUUUUCUCGAGUGCUGCUGGGAGUCUGCGCAGGCAUCUCCUACAGUGCCCUCCCCAUGUACCUGGGAGAAUUAGCUCCCAAGAACCUCAGGGGUGUUCUGGGAACAAUGACUGAGGUUUUCGUCAUCGUGGGAGUCUUCCUGGCACAGAUCUUCAGCCUGCAGGCCAUCCUGGGCAACCCAACAGGCUGGCCUCUGCUUUUGGCACUCACGGGGGUCCCCACACUAUUUCAGCUCCUCUCUCUGCCUUUUUACCCCGAGAGCCCAAGAUACACUCUGAUUCAGAGAAGAGAUGAAGAAACAGCUCGACAAGCUCUGAGGAAACUGAGAGGCUGGAAGGAUGUGGAGGAUGAGAUAGAAGAGAUGCGCGUGGAGGACCAGGCCGAGAGGGCCGAGGGCCGCCUGUCCGUGCUCAACCUCUUCACGUUCCAGCCUCUCCGCUGGCAGCUGGUCUCCAUCAUCGUGCUCAUGGCCGGCCAGCAGCUCUCCGGGGUCAACGCGGUCAACUACUACGCGGACAUGAUCUACUUAUCCGCUGGGGUGGAGGCCGCUCACUCCCAGUAUGUAACUGUGGGCGCUGGCGUGGUCAACAUAGUGAUGACCGUCAUCUCGGCGGGCACCGUGGAGCGGCUGGGACGGCGGCGCCUCCUGCUGGUCGGCUACGGCAUCUGCGGCUCGGCCUGCCUCGUGCUGACACUGGCGCUGCUCUUCCAGGGCACGGUCCCUGAGCUGUCUUACCUUGGCAUCAUCUGUGUCUUCGCCUACAUCGCGGGACAUUCCACCGGGCCCAGUCCCGUCCCCUCCGUGGUGAGGACCGAGAUCUUCCUGCAGUCCUCGCGGCCGGCCGCCUUCAUGGUGGACGGGGCUGUGCACUGGCUCACCAACUUCAUCGUGGGCUUCGUGUUCCCUUCCGUCCAGGAGGUCAUCGGUGCCUACAGUUUCGUCAUCUUUGCUGGAAUCUGCCUCCUCACUGCUGUUUACAUCUAUGUGGUCAUUCCUGAGACCAAGGGCCGAACGUUUGUGGAAAUAAACCGAAUUUUUGCCAAGAGAAACAGAGUGGAGAUUCCCGAGAAGAAAGAAGAAAUCACAGAUGCUGGGCCUUGUGUCUCGUCUCUGACUGCACAGGAGACUUCCUUUUAG